Messenger RNA from Seriola aureovittata, 1349 nucleotides. RefSeq names its product fission, mitochondrial 1 (gene fis1). Gene Ontology annotation, biological process: peroxisome fission; mitochondrial fragmentation involved in apoptotic process; mitochondrial fission. Lineage: Eukaryota; Metazoa; Chordata; Actinopteri; Carangiformes; Carangidae. The transcript has 5 exons. Bases 96 to 560 code for a protein of 154 amino acids. The record is from RefSeq and is a predicted model, not a curated record. Gene Ontology annotation, cellular component: peroxisomal membrane; mitochondrial outer membrane. Gene Ontology annotation, molecular function: protein binding.
GAAAGACUUAAAACAACAAAACACGUAUAAAUUAUGUGGCAAACUGUGAUAGCACGUGAUAAACGUGGGCGGGUCCCAAAGCUGUUUCCGGAAACAUGGAGGCUGUACUGAGUGAUGUGGUAGCUCCUGAAGACCUUUUAAAAUUUGAGAAGAAAUACAACAGUGAGCUGGUGAAGGGAGCAGUCUCCAAAGAAACAAAGUUUGAAUAUGCUUGGUGUCUGAUCAGGAGUAAAUACUCGGAGGAUAUCAAGAAGGGAAUUGCACUCUUGGAGGAGCUUGUUCAAAAGGCAUCGAAGGACGACUCCCGGGACUUCUUGUUUUACCUUGCAGUGGCCAACUACAGACUCAAAGAAUAUGAAAAAGCCCUGAAGUACAUCCGGACCCUUCUUAAGAAUGAGCCAGGGAACAAGCAGGCUCUGGAGCUGGAGAAACUGAUCGACAAGGCUUUAAAGAAAGACGGCUUGGUUGGCAUGGCGAUCGUUGGGGGAAUCGGUCUCGGUGUGGCCGGCUUAGCGGGACUCAUCGGCCUGGCUGUGUCAAAGGGAGCUGCCAAAUCCUAACCUGGACAUGAGACGACGUGUCUUUGUUUUGCUGGACUGAUACACUGACCUUUCCCCUGCAGAGAAAAUUAAAGCUUGUGUUAAAAGCUUGUUAAAGUUUUUUUGAAGGAUGUAACAUUUUGGUUUGAAGUUGAGUAUUUACUGAAGCUUAAUAAAGGGUUUAGAUAAAGCCAGUGAUUAACCUGUUUUCAUAUUAUAACAGGGGUGAAAGUCACUAUACAUUUGACAUUACUCUGUCCCACACUAUAGCAUUGCACUUUCAUAUUACUUAUGUAAAUAAAUUAGAAUAGAUAAGGUGCAGCUCAACUCUAUGUAAUUUAUUAGUUAGUGCGCACCUCAGCCUAAACCUCCUAAGUUGAAAUUUACAUUUUGUAAAAAAAAAAAAAAAAACUAUCUUUGUCAAAGUGCAGUUGUGGUUCUGUGACUGUGUCAAUGUCAUUAGUUUGGACAUAAAGAAUUGUAAAGGAAAGUGUUACUGGUGCAGUAGGAAGUGUAGCCUGUAAUGCCAAAAGGAACAGUGAGGUAACAGUGACUCUGCUACACUGCUGUUAGGAAACUGUAAGUCCAGCUGCUGCUGCUGUGAGGCCAGAGAACAGAUGCAUUGCUUUUAUUUUGGACAAGAGGUUUCUUUUCAUUUGUUCUGAAUACAACUUAAAGAUAAGGAUGGCAGUGCAUUUAAAUUAAUACAUUUUGUCAUGUAAUUUGCAUUUGCAAACAUAUAUCUGUGCUGCAUUUAAUGACUUGUGUUUUCCAUCUUGUUAAAUAAACAAUGAUUUCAAACUGAUAGAA